UGUUAUGGAAUUACUCAAGAUCCAAAUAAUAAAGAGUAUUUGAUGGUUUUAUAUUAUUGUGAAUUUGGAAAUUUGAGAAAUUAUUUAAAUAAAUCUAAAAAUUAUAUCAAUUAUAAAUCAAAAAUUGAUUACUUACAACACAUUGCAAGAGGACUCUUAAAUAUUCAUAAUGCUAAAAAAGUUCACAGAGAUUUUCAUUCAGGCAAUAUAUUAGUUAAUAAUUCUUAUUAUUCAUUUAUAAGUGAUUUAGGUAUGUGUCAACCAGCAAGUAUAAAGCAAUCAGUUAAAGAAGAAGGAAUCCAUGGAGUAUUACCAUAUAUGGCACCAGAAGUUUUACGUGGAUACCAAUAUACAAAAGCAGCAGAUAUUUACUCAUUUGGAAUAAUAAUGAACGAAUUUCUUUCUGAAGAAAUUCCUUUUAAUGAUAUUCCUCAUGAUGAAUUUUUAGCUAUUAAAAUAUGUAAAGGACUUAGACCAACAAUUUCUAAAGACGUACCAAAGUUACUUAAAGAUUUGAUAAUAAAAUGUUGGGAUGCUGAAAUAAAAAAUAGACCAACCACUAAAGAGGUAUAUCAAAUACUAAAUGAAUGGAAUGAUGGUGCCAAUAGUCAAAAUAGUGAAAUUUAUUUUCAAAUAAAAGAAUGUGAUAAAAUUGGAGAAGAAAAAUUCAAAAACAGAUUAAAUGAACAUAAAUGCAAAAAAAGCUUCCAAACACAUCCACAAGCAUUUUAUACUAGUAGACUUUUAAAUUUUAAAAAUCUUCCAAAACCAGUAAAUUUUUCAGAUUUAUCAUCUUUUCAAAUCAGUUCAGCAAAUCCAAUUUCAGAAUGCCUAGAUGUUCAAUUAAGUGAAUUGGAACUAAAUGAAAUUUGUCAAGAUAGUGAACAUAAUAUUGAAUGAAGUUUUCUUUAUAUCAAAGUGUGUGUUGAAGUUAGUUUUACUUUUAUUUAUCUUUCAUUAUGAUUUAUAAAUUAUUAUCUUUAGUUUUUUUAUUUACGUAAUAUAUUAUAGUACAUAUAUAGUGGAUUUAUUGGAUUUUAUAUUUAUGAAUAUUCUAUAU
Messenger RNA from Rhizophagus irregularis DAOM 181602=DAOM 197198, 1060 nucleotides. RefSeq lists its product as uncharacterized. Gene Ontology annotation, biological process: signal transduction; protein phosphorylation. Gene Ontology annotation, molecular function: ATP binding; protein kinase activity. The record is from RefSeq and is a predicted model, not a curated record. Gene Ontology annotation, cellular component: cytoplasm. NCBI's taxonomy places the organism in Eukaryota, Fungi, Glomeromycota, Glomeromycetes, Glomerales, Glomeraceae.